Molecule: messenger RNA, 1761 nt
Organism: Hydra vulgaris (swiftwater hydra)
Lineage: Eukaryota; Metazoa; Cnidaria; Hydrozoa; Anthoathecata; Hydridae
Molecular function (GO): nucleic acid binding; RNA-DNA hybrid ribonuclease activity
Source: RefSeq, a predicted model, not a curated record
AUGAAUGCAAUUAAAAAAUUUGGAGGAGUUAUCAUUUAUGGUAAUAAAAACUGUAACGUCCGAAUGUUAGCAUGUGACAAAGCGAAAUGUGGUGCCGUUACUACGACGAGAAAAAACGAAAACGAAAUAAACGAAUUAAAAAUUGAUGUUAUUAAUACGACAAGAAAAAGCGAAAACGAAUUACAAAAAAUAAAAUGUGAUGUCAAAAAUACAACAAGAAAUGAAGAGAACGAAAGAAACGAAAUAAAACAUCAGGACUUCACAGCAAAGUUCGACGGAAAAAAAUGGACGGCAUCAUGGAACUGGAAUAAAAAGCCUGUAAUUGAUAAUACCAUUUGUGAAUACAAGAUGAACCAAGAGCACGAACGUAGUUACCGUAAAGAAAUAAGUGAAUGGAUUGACUCUGGUAUUAUUGUGCCAUAUAACGAACUAAUAUUGGGACCACCAAAAGUAUUGAUACCGCUUAUGUGCGUAGUGCAAGAAAACAAGGACAAAAAGGUACGUCCAGUGGGAGAUUUCCGAGCUCUCAACGAAUUUGUAAAUUGUCAUACGGCAAAUGCGGACGUUUGUCAAGAAAAACUGCGUUGCUGGAGAAAAAUAAAAAAUGCAAAUAUUCUCGAUCUCAAAAAAGCCUACCUCCAAAUUCAUAUUGAUAAAAAACUUUGGCCAUAUCAAACGGUGAUUAUAAAUGGGCAACGGUAUUGUUUUACCAGGAUGUGUUUUGGCAUCAAUGUGGCUCCAACAAUAAUGACCACAAUUCUUCGGCAUGUGCUCAAUUUAAAUCCAACCGUAAAAAAAACAUGUAAUAACUACAUUGAUGAUAUAUUUGAGGAUGAAAGUGUGGAAACUGCGAAAAAUGUAGCGAAGCAUCUGCUUAAAUUCGGAUUACAAUGUGAACCUCCACAAGAUCUUGAACAAGGACGUGUCUUAGGAUUGAGAGUCGAAAGAAAUAAAAAUGGGGAACUGAUAUGGAAACGAGACAAUGUGGUACAAUUCGAAUCUUUAAAUGCAGUCACACGAUCACAGCUUUUCAGCCAGUUAGGCAAACUUAUUGGACAUUACCCAGUGGCAGGAAGUUUGCGUUUACAAGCUUCAUACAUCAAACGUUUAGCUGGAAAUAUACCUUGGUGUGAUUUUAUUUCUAAAGAUUGUAAAGAAAAACUGAAAGAGUUGCUUUACCGUGUGGAAAAAGAGGAUCCGGUUGGACUUGGGGUAGUUCUGCUCAUUGGUGGAGUAGUUGUUGAAGACGCAGUAUGGCUACGGCCAGCGAGUGACACACACCAUAUCAAUAUAAGUGAACUGGAUUCUAUACUUCGAGGACUAAACUUAGCUAGUAAGUGGGGCAUAAAAGAGUUAACAGUAUACAGUGAUAGCAAGAGCACCGUAGGAUGGUUAAACGCAGUUUUGAAGGAAGAAUAUCGCGUAAAAACUCGAGGAAUUUCUCAAUUGUUAGUACAAAGACGAUUGAAUACUAUUAAGGAAGUGGCAAAAGAUAUUCAGAUUGCAGUACAAUGGAUUCCAUCUAAGAUAAAUUUGGCUGAUCGACUCUCACGAAUCCCUCAAAAAUGGUGCAGAAAAGUGUGUGCAGCUGGAUUACUUGAACAAAAAGACAUAUGGAAAAUUCAUUCAAUUGGUCAUUUUGGUGUUGCUCGAACAUUACAACUUUGCUUGCGAAAUAAUCAGAAUGUAUCACGUAAGGAGGUUUCAGCAGUAAUUGCGAGUUGUGUAACCAGUGUAACUCCAUUGAUCCUUACUCCGUAA